AUGCUUUAUUUCUUCCUUCAUCUACAUAACCCUGAAAAGUCACAUCAAGCAAACUACCUAGUUCACAAGAUGCCGGGCCCGAACGAGGAUAAUGACACCAAUAAUGAAAGAACUCUCCGGAGCGUUUGGAUGACCGUCGAGUUUUAUAACAAUAGACCGAUAACUUUGCGAGGAAACCAAUUGAUCAUUGAGCUCUGGGUCAGGCCACGGGGCAAGUAUAACUAUGCAAUCGAACGACAAACAGUGGCAGUUAUUCUUAGAGCGAGGGACACCGCUGACCCUGCAGUCCGAUUGGAAGCCGCUCGCAAUAGUCCUGCGAUUCUGGAAUCAAGUGGAUACUGCCGCGUUGUCUGCAAUGGCACUGGUUUUGUCCCGGGGAGAACAUAUUCAUUUACUGGUCAGGUGAACCAGCGGCUUGGUAACCCAUCUGUAUACUGGUCGUCGGAUUUUGGCAUACCCCUGGGGGAUCGCAUGGUCCAGGAGAGAGGCAGUGCAAACGAAGAGUCUGAUGGUACCAGCGAUGAAGAAGAACAGGGCGCGUCUUCCAAUGGCAAUGCUACCGGAUGGACUAAUGGUGUCAGCAAUGGAAGUGGCAAUGCGGACAGUGAUGCUUAA
This is a messenger RNA of Rasamsonia emersonii CBS 393.64, 615 nucleotides long. RefSeq lists its product as uncharacterized. The record is from RefSeq and is a predicted model, not a curated record. The coding region runs from base 1 to 615 and encodes 204 amino acids. Lineage: Eukaryota; Fungi; Ascomycota; Eurotiomycetes; Eurotiales; Trichocomaceae. The transcript has 2 exons.